Molecule: messenger RNA, 4972 nt
Organism: Podarcis raffonei (Aeolian wall lizard)
Lineage: Eukaryota; Metazoa; Chordata; Lepidosauria; Squamata; Lacertidae
Gene: CACNA2D1
Product: calcium voltage-gated channel auxiliary subunit alpha2delta 1
Exons: 40
Coding region: 76-3378 (1100 amino acids)
Cellular component (GO): L-type voltage-gated calcium channel complex
Molecular function (GO): voltage-gated calcium channel activity
Source: RefSeq, a predicted model, not a curated record
UUCUUCUUCUACCAUCCUCCUCCUCCUUUUCUCCGGCACUUGUGGUCAAGGGGGCAUCGAUCUUCGAUCAGGAAGAUGGCUGCUGGCUGGUGGCUCUUUUUCACCCUGACCCUUUUGCAGUCCUUGGUGAUAAACCUCUCCGCCGACGGGCCCUUCCCUUCUGCCACCACGAUAAAGCGGUGGGUGGAUAAGAUGCAAGAAGACCUAGUAAGGCUGGUGAAAACAGCGAGUGGGGUGGAUGAACUUGCUCAAAUAUACCUGCGAAACACAGACUUAUAUACCGUGGAGGCCAACAAUGCACGGCAGCUGGUAGAAAGUGCAGCCCGAGAAAUUGAAAAACUCCUGAGUAACAGAUCAACAGCAUUGGUGCGCCUUGCUGAAGCAGCAGAGAGAUUUCAGAAAGAACAUCAGUGGCAGGAUGAGUUUGCGACUAAUGAUAUUGUCUACUACAAUGCAAAGGAUGACCUGAAUGAAUCUGGAAGAAACGAGAGUGAAACUGGUAGUCAGAGAAUCAAACCGGUGUUUGAGGAAGAUCCCAUCUUUGGUCGGCAAACAUCCUACCAGAAUGCAGCAGUCCACAUACCUACGGAUAUAUAUGAAGGCUCUACAAUUGUGUUGAAUGAACUGAACUGGACCGGAGCUUUAGACGAAGUCUUUAAAAGGAACAGAGAAGAAGACCCAACCUUGCUUUGGCAAGUUUUUGGCAGUGCAACUGGCCUCGCCAGGUAUUACCCAGCAUCUCCAUGGGUAGACAAAAGUCAAGCUCCAAACAAGAUAGAUCUGUACGAUGUCCGUAGAAGACCAUGGUAUAUCCAAGGAGCUGCAUCUCCCAAAGACAUGCUCAUUCUAGUCGAUGCGAGUGGCAGUGUCAGUGGAUUAACAUUGAGGUUGAUCCGAACAUCCGUCAUUGAGAUGUUGGAAACCUUGUCCGAUGAUGAUUUUGUGAAUGUUGUUUCAUUCAAUGAAAAUGCUCAGAAUGUCAGUUGCUUCAACCACCUUGUACAAGCUAACGUGAGAAAUAAGAAGAAGCUGAAAGAAGCCGUCAAUAAAAUCUCAGCAAAAGGGAUCACCGAUUAUAAAAAAGGCUUUAGUUACGCCUUUGAACAGCUGCUAAAUCACAGCCACAGUGUCUUCAGAGCUAACUGCAACAAGAUUAUAAUGUUAUUUACUGAUGGUGGUGAAGAAAAAGCACAGGAGAUUUUUGACAAAUACAACAAAGAGAAAAAAGUCCGUGUAUUUACAUUUUCUGUUGGUCAACAUAAUUAUGACAAGGGACCCAUACAAUGGAUGGCCUGCAAAAACAAAGGUUACUAUUAUGAAAUUCCUUCUAUUGGUGCCAUAAGAAUAAACACACAGGAGUACUUGGAUGUUUUGGGGAGACCAAUGGUUCUGGCUGGGAAGCAAGCCAAGCAAGUCCAGUGGACUAAUGUUUACUUGGAUGCCCUGGAACUUGGCUUGGUCAUUUCUGGAACCCUGCCUGUCUUCAACUUGACAAAAGACCAAAAUGAGAAGCAGAACCAGUUGAUACUUGGAGUGAUGGGAGUUGAUGUGUCGCUAGAAGAAAUAAAAAAACUGACUCCACGGUUUACACUUUGUCCAAAUGGAUACUAUUUCGCAAUUGACCCCAAUGGUUAUGUGUUGCUUCAUCCAAAUCUUCAGCCAAAGCACAUUGGUGCGGGCAUACCCAAAAUUAGAAAAAGGAGACCCUAUGUCCAGAAUCCUAAAUCUCAGGAGCCAGUGACGCUGGAUUUUCUGGAUGCAGAGCUGGAAAACGAUAUUAAAGUUGAGAUUCGGAAAAAAAUGAUAGAUGGAGAAAGCGGAGAUAGGACAUUUAGAACGCUGGUCAAGUCUCAAGAUGAGCGCUACAUUGACAGAGGAAACAGAACAUACACAUGGACAGCUGUAAAUGGUACUGAUUACAGUUUGGCCUUGGUGUUACCAUCCUACAGCUUUUACUACAUAAAAGCCAACAUUAAGGAAGCACUCACUCAGGCAAAAUUUACGGAAACUCUGAAGCUAGAUCGCUUUGAUGAAUUCGGCUACACCUUUUUAGCACCAAGAGACUACUGUGGGCCUGUGAAAAUAACUGACAACAACACAGCAUUUCUUCUGAAUUUCAGCGAAUUUAUAGAUCGAUACACCCCCCAAAAUCCCUCAUGUAAUGACAUGGUUAUGAGAGCUUUGCUGGAUGCAGGAUUUACAAGUGAACUUGUUCAGAAUUACUGGAGUAAGCAAGACCCUGAGGGAAUUACAGCACGAUUUGUAGCUACAGAUGGAGGGAUCACUAGAGUGUAUCCCAAAAGUGCAGGAGAAUAUUGGACAGAAAAUCCUGAAACCUAUGAAGAGAGCUUCUACAAAAGGAGCUUAGAUAAUGAAAACUACAUCUUCACAGCUCCCUUCUAUAACAGAAGCGUAUCUGAAGAUGGCAUUAUGGUCAGCAAGGCUGUGAAAAUAACCGUCAAUGGAAAACUUCUGAAACCUGCAGUUGUUGGAGUAAAAAUCAAUGUGACCAACUGGAUGGAAAAUUUCACCAAAAUCACUACAAAGAAUCAGUGCAAAAGUGAACUGUGUGGAUGUGAAAAGAACAGUCGGCAUGUUGACUGUGUUAUCCUUGAUGAUGGAGGAUUUCUCUUGAUGACAAAUCAGGAAUGGGAUAUGCAAGAGAUCGGAAAAUUCUUUGGUGAGAUUGACCCUGGCCUCAUGCGAAAUCUCAUCAACAUGUCCUUAUAUGCCUUUAACAAGUCUUAUGACUAUCAGUCUGUGUGUGACCCAGAAGAAGAAGCAAAGCAAGGAGCCGGACUCCGCUCUGUCUAUGUGCCUACGAUAGCAGACAUGUUACAUCUAGGGUGGUGGGCCUCGGCAGCCGCUUGGUCUAUCUUGCAGCAGCUCUUUCUGGGCCUCACCUUCCCACGUUUUCUUAGUGCCGUGGAAAUGGAGGAGGAAGACUUCAGUGCCAUCCCAUCAAAACAAAGCUGCAUUACAGUACAAACUCAGUAUUUCUUUGCCAAUGAUGAAAAAUCAUUUUAUGGCAUUUUAGAUUGCAUAAACUGUUCUAGACUUUUUCACGCAGAGAAGAUUUCCAAUACAAAUUUAGUAUUCAUAAUGAGUGACACCAAACAUAUGUGCCGUCACUGUGAUACAAGGCCACUGAUGCAAGCAGAGAAGCCUGAUGAGGGGCCAAACCCCUGUGAAAUGGUUCAGCAACCCAGAUACAGAAAAGGGCCCGAUGUCUGCUUUGAUGAUGAUAUUGACGAUCAGCCUAUAUGCACAACGAGUCGUGCCUCUGCCAUGAUGUCCGCUCCUAUCUCCAUUUUUCUGCAAGUUUUCAUGUGGUGUGGAUGGAGGAUGCAUCAGACUGCGGUGGGGUCUCUGGAUUGAGCCCAUCACUAUGGUCUAUGGUAGGAAUUCAGCUUAUCCUGCUCUGGCUGUUAUCUGGCAGCAGACACUGCCAGUUAUGACCCUGUUAAAACCAAAACCUGCGUAAUAAAUCAAGAUCCUGCCAAAAUGUUAGCCCACCAUUUCAUUUGGAAAAGGAGGGUCCGUGUGCUCAGACCGCCGAUCAAUGGCAAUGCCCAUUACUUGAUAUAUUCUUUGGGAAAGACUCUGAAGGCACCCAUCGUGACUGCAUGUUGGCGUGUCAGAUCUGUAAACGUGUGUGAAUGCUGCAUCAUCUAGGCCAUUGGAACUGAAUUCUCUAUGUGCUUUAUUGAAGAAUUGCGGUUUCUGUGCUUUUGAAGACUUUUCUGUAAAAAGGGCUCCCCUUUAAAAGGUGAUGACAUGGUUUCGGUUUAUUUGACCUGAGUUUUCAAUUGGUUGCACUCUUUUUUCUUUAACAUGAAUGCUUUGUAAGGGGGAGAAGGAAACCCGGCCAUUUCCUUAGCACUCUUAUUUAGUGUACUGAUGUUUUAAUGUCUGCUUUCAAUAUCACUUGUGUCCAGAAUGCAAAAUAGACUUUGAUCCAGAGUUGUUUCAGACUGGCUAGACCUCUACAGAGAUUCAACAUGACUUAAAAUGCCUUAUGACAAAUGAUUCCCCCCAGCCAAAAUUAGUCUAAAAGGGUGGCCAGGUUGAGUAGGUUCAUGAAAUGAAUGCAAUUUUUUAAAAGGCAAAAAUGAAACAACAUAAUGUCUAAGUAGAAGGGUUAUUGAGAAUGUCAUCCUUCGGCAGAAAAUGUGGUUUUCAUCCCAAAUUUGGUGUCCAUUUCCUCAUUGCACAGUUGUUGAUGUCCACAUCAAGGUUCCUGUUCCCAGAACAAUGACUUACUGCUAGCCAAGUCCUCCAAAAUGUUCAGACACAAAGUUUGUGAAUAAAAAUGUCUUCUUCGUGAAUAUUGAACGUUGGUUUCCAAGGGUAUUUUGCAUGAUGUUGAAGCUGCUACUUUUGCUGUUUCUUUCAGUUUGGUUUUUUUCCUUUAUUCUUUUGAUGGUAGACUAUAGGUUUUGGGAUUUUUUGUUUUUGUUUUUUUGAAAAGGUAACUGAGUGGUUCUUUUGUUGUGUGAGAAACCAAAUAUUGCAAUGUGAUGCAAUUUGAUCUUAAGUUAUAUAUUGUUAAACAGAUAUCUGAAUAUACUGUGCAAUGUAAAAGUGGAAAGGGGGUAUGGUACGUUUAUCUGUCUGCACAAAUAAGGAAAAAAUGGGUUUUAUGCAGGUGAAAACACCUAAAAUUCUAUCUAGAGGUGUUUUAAAUAAAUGAAAUCAAAUUACAGGCAUUUAGUUUUGAAGAGCAUGUAUGCUCAGAUUUGUAUCUGGUAGAUUCUUGUUUGUUUCCAUUGCAGUUAGUAUCUACCUAUUAGUACCUAUAAAGCAUUCACCUUUUUAUUAUUUUACAGCUAAAAUGUGCUGAAUUCAACUAAAACUGUGCUGAAUUUUACUAAAACAGUAGCAAAACCUGAACAAAUGGGGAGCCUUGAAUCUGUAUGUAUGUUCAAUGAUACUUGAUUGUCAAUAAUAAAAAAUACUGUUUUUAUACAAA